Molecule: messenger RNA, 3109 nt
Organism: Symbiodinium natans
Lineage: Eukaryota; Dinophyceae; Suessiales; Symbiodiniaceae
Source: the annotation of a GenBank genome assembly
GUUGCCAGUUUUCACCGGUGUUGGUUUGCCGGCUCCGUCUAGAUCCAAGAAGGGUUCUUCGAGUGACAAUCCCUUCAACGUCUUCUCCACUCCCAAACCUCCUUCAGUCGUGCAUCCCCCAGACCCUCCGAUGCACUACGACAUCGGGUCCGAACACGAGGAAGGUGAGGAGGAAGAGGAGAGGGAAGAUGACCCCAUCAUUGAUGUCACCGAUGCACCGGGGGAAGAAGAAGUAGACUAUGAGCAGGAUACUUACCACAACAAAGAUCUUCGAGACCUGAAAAUCCCUGCACUUCCUUCGACAGCCGCGGGAUAUCGAGCAUGGAGGAACGGCGUUUUGACAUCGUUCAGCAGCAUAGACAAGAGUGGGAACGCCAGGAUACUGAGAUGGCUCCAGGUCGCCCUUGAUCCAGCCAUAGGAGACCGACAGAUGCGCAAUCUGCAGGUCACGUCUGACGGCCUUCCCCGCCUUGAUGCAUUCCUGGCUGCACAGCUUACAGAUCCAAAACACCUCAAGGGAGACUACGGAGUCGCUGCCCAGGCGUUCACCGAGCGAGCACAUGCGUUAGGCGUGCAGCCUUCCGGGCGUGCGCUGUUGGCAAUGCUCAGCCGAAGGUUUCGGGUAGACCGGAUCAGGGGGGCGACAGUCUCCCAGCAGACACUCUUAGCCAUCCAGCUCGAAGGCUUCAGCCAACAACAACUGCAAGCCUUUAGAGAAAAGGUUGAGUUUUGUUUGAACGGUUUCAGUCCCGAAGCAUGGCCCGCUGAGUCUACCUUGUUUAGCUGGUUAUACUCCAAGCUCAAGCACUGCAGGCUUCUUUCCAGAGCAGUCGACAAGAUCAAAGACUCCAAUCCAGGUAGCAACAAGCGAACCUUUGCGUGGUUGUGGUCGCAGCUUGUCGAAUUGCUAGAUGAGCUGAGAGAAGAAGCAAACGAAGAGUCAAUUCGUGACACUCUCAUCAAGCCCAAAGCCAAAGCUGCUCCCGCCCCAAAGAAAGAGGAGCGUUCCCGCGAUAAGCCGGACAAGCCCACUCCUGCCAAUCCAGCCCCUCCGGCCAAGACCAAAGGUUCUGGGAAGGAUGGGAAAGACAAGGAUGGCAAGGGAAAGGGGGGUAAAGGGAGUGGUAAGGGUGCAGAUUCACAGAAAACACCAAACAAGCCAAAGGCGAAAUCAGGCGGUAAAGGCCAGGGCUCCAAAGCUGAAGGCAAAGCCCCAAGCAAAGGAAAUGCCCCCAAAGCUACCGUACCAUGCCUGUUCUUCCCAAAGGGAACGUGUAACCGGGGUGAGAAUUGUCCGUUUUCGCAUGAGACCUCUCCCGGUAACAAGGCCCCAGGGUCAAAGACUACUGGAGCUAGCGCUACGGCAAAGAGCUCUGCCGCAGCUGUCGCCCUGCUGCUUCCCACUACGGCGCGGGGUGCCUCGGUCGAUGGUUCCUCCACACCGAGCAAGACAACCUUUUGGAAGCGUUCAGGAUUGAGUAGGUUCUUCCAGUUCGUUUCGGGGUGGUUUACUGUGUUCAGCAACAUCUGCGCUCCUGCCUGUCCCGCCACUGUCACUCCGUUGCUUGUAGCAUCUCAGCAUCAGCACCCGCAACAGGGAUGGUUCUACCACGAGUGGAUCGCUGAUAGUGGUGCAGGAAAGCUUCCGAUGUUCCUGUCGAGUGUCGAACACGUUCAGGUCAUUGAAGAAUCCGCCAUAUGUUCUGGGUCGGACUCAGGAGAGGACGUAACAUCAGAACGUCAGAAGCAACUCAUCAAGGAGGAAUCGACUCGCGCGGUGCAUUUGGCUGCUGGGUUCCAUGUGGUUCCAGAUCUGUGGCAUGUGUCCGUGCAGUUUGCCGCGCAGACUUUGACAGUUGUACCGUGGCAGGGCAAAGACAAGUCGCGUUUCGAGGUUGCAACUGGUUCCCCAUUCGAAGGCCCAAGGCUUCCCUUGGGACAGUUGGUGCAUUACAGGAUCCAUGACCCCAGCCGCAGGCAUAAGUUCGAAGCUACAACUGCUCCCGGACUAUUUGCAGGUUGGAGGUUUGAGCACGGAUUUGUGUAUCGUGACGUGAUCUGGGUGCUAGACUAUGAAGCCGUCAAGUCCAAGUCGAUUGGGUAUAGGGACAUGAUCCCCGUGCCAUAUGCGGAAGUGCAUGUCCCAGAGACUGAGACCUUCCCGCUAAAGGCCGCGGCGGAUCUUGCUCUUCGCGAGUUCCAGGAUCCCAAACUUGAGGCUAUCACAGCGCUGGACAUACCAUUCAGCUCAUUGUCCCCUGCUGAUCCUCCUCGAAGGCGCGCAGAGUACAUUACGCUUGAACGCAUUCUUAAGUUCGGUGCCACACCAGGAUGCAAAGCGUGCACUUUCGAUUCCGUGAAGCAUAGUCCUAAAUGCCGAGCAAGAUUCGAUGCCCUGAUAAAGGCUGAUAGGAUUGCGUUGACGUCCAAGCCCCCUGAGCCAGUUCCUCCAGCUGAGCUCCCCGAAGGCGUUGGUCUCCACCCUUCGAGUGAGCCCGCUGUAGAAGGUCUUGUUGCGAAGGUCGAGCUCGGUGUGACGCAAGUCUUUGUCGAUGCCAACAGGGAAAGAGUCCGCCAAAGAAAGGUGCAAACGCUCAUAGGCAAGGAUGUGUUGUUCGAAUAUGCGUGUGGCGACAGUUCAGAGCUUUCGCAAGCUGCAUCCGAAAUUGGCAUCAACAGUAUCCGCUUAUGCCGAAGCAUGAUUGAUUUGUCCAACGAAGAACAUGUCAAACAAGUUCAAGGUCAGGUCGAAGCAUCGCCAGGUUGUGAUGUGAGGCUCUCAUUGCCGUGCACCGAGUUCAGUCCGUGGCAGAACAUGAACGUCCAUAGGCAUGGGGCGAAGUACGAAAAGGGUCUUCGGAAUCGCCAAGAGAAGAGCAAGCUUAUGUUCUUGUAUGCCCGCAAGGUACUCGCAACUGCCAUCGCAAAUCAUGGAAGGAUCGCAGUCGAGUGGCCCAAAGGGUCCGGCUGGUGGGAUCUCCCUGAAUGGAAAGAAUUUCAGGAUGAACAUGGUCUACACAAAGUGUCUUUUGAUGGCUGCAUGGCUGGAGUGAAGGGCCGAGAGCAUCCAAUCCGCAAGCCCUGGAGCGUAGCCACUAAUGAUCUUUAG